AUGGCAUCCACAGCAGCACCCAGUUCUCUGCUGUCCCUGCUCUAUCUGGCCUUGCUAACAUUUGUGGGCAGUGCUGUGCUCCUUGCUGAGAUGCAUCACCAGAGCUUGCCAAGCUUCAGUGUAUAUGCUUUUCUGACAUUGCUCAUGAGUUCUUCCUGCCUCUGGAUGCUCUGGUUUGGCUGGCACUCUGUUAACAACAAACAGCUGAAAAUGCACCAGGAUCACCAAGCAGGAGCAAGCUGGCUCAAAGGCGGCCUGUCCCUCUUUGCAUUGGCCACAUUGAUUAUGGAUUGCCUCUCCAUGGGCUAUUACUAUCAGCUGCAGCACUGUGUUCCCAUGCUAAUCACUGCUUUCCCUGUUAUGCAAGCUGUCUUCACCAUCAUACAGGUUUCUUUGCUGCUAUUUAAUGCUAAAGUUUGCAUCCAGGAUCACCAACCUUUGAACAGGUUUGGACUGAUGCACACACUGGCCACCAAUGUGCUCCUAUGGAUGAAUGUGGUGCUAGAUGAAUCCAUGAAACAGCUUGAGGAAUUUUAUGAUGCUCACAAGGGAGCAAGAGCCCAGGCUUCCCAUGGUGGUUCCUAUACCAAUAGCUGCAUCUGCACCAACAGUCUUUGCCACAUCUUCUCAGAAGGUGCUGCCUAUCUACAUCCCUUCAAUAUUGAGUUCAGUCUAUUCUCUUCUACAAUGCUAUACAUCAUUUGGAAGAACACUGGGCAGGAAGGCUCUCCACAGAAAUCCCAUCUCACUCACAAGGCACACUUCUACCUGAGUGGAGCUUUAAUUGGACUGAUAUUAGGGGCCUUGGCCAUUUCAGCAACCAUUGGGGUGAUGAUCUCCUUUGGAGUACUUGCCAAGUCUCCUGAAACAGUUGCCAGAGCUCUUCAUACAUACUAUGUUUUCAACUCUGUGUUGUUAUCUGCCAUGUUCUUGGCAACUUUGAUGGGCAUCAUUACCUACUGGAUGAAGAAAAAACCUGCCACUGACUAUUCUCAGAGUGUGGUAAGAAACUUAGAUGUGACCUUGCUUCUGGGAAGCUCCUGUGGACCUCUCAUGGUAUCAAUCUUUUCUUUGGUUGCCAUAUUUUUUCUUCAUACCAGUGGCAGCCUCUAUCUUCUGGAUUUCUGCUUCUCCCUCUGCAAGACCAUCCAGAUCUUAGGUCAGAAUCUAUUCAUUACUGAAGCCUUGUACUCUAGCCUGUCUCAUGAACCAAAUGCACAAGACAAUACUGACUGUAUUAGUACCAGCUGGGUCUUUUCCAUUUCCAGAGGUCCCCAACAGGACAAUAAUGGACCUUUCUACAAAGCCCACACCCUGACCAAUUUCAUGUCCAGUUUGGAGAAUCAGUCAUCCAGAAACCUACCAGACUAUGGAAGUGACCCAUCUCUCUUCCAGAUUUCACACAUCCAAGGAGAACAGAGGAGACCAAGCAUGAGAAAAAAGAUUCUACAAAACAUUUCAAUUCUCCUUAUCUUUUAUAACAUAUCGGUGUGGAUUCUGUAUGCCUAUGGAACACGCCCAUAUCUUGUGAGCCAGAUUGAACAGUCUUUCUAUGGCUUUACCCUCUGGGCCAUCGUGGUCAAGAUUUCCCUGCCAUUGGGCAUAUUUUAUCGCAUGCACUCAGUGGCCAGUCUCUUUGAAGUCUACUGCAAGACCUGCUGA
Molecule: messenger RNA, 1662 nt
Organism: Candoia aspera
Lineage: Eukaryota; Metazoa; Chordata; Lepidosauria; Squamata; Candoiidae
Product: proton channel OTOP2-like
Exons: 6
Coding region: 1-1662 (553 amino acids)
Biological process (GO): proton transmembrane transport
Cellular component (GO): membrane
Molecular function (GO): proton channel activity
Source: RefSeq, a predicted model, not a curated record